Monopterus albus (swamp eel) is the source of this 3687-nucleotide messenger RNA. It is a transcript of the gene mtrex, whose product is annotated as Mtr4 exosome RNA helicase. The record is from RefSeq and is a predicted model, not a curated record. Lineage: Eukaryota; Metazoa; Chordata; Actinopteri; Synbranchiformes; Synbranchidae. The transcript has 27 exons. Gene Ontology annotation, cellular component: nucleus. Gene Ontology annotation, molecular function: ATP binding; RNA helicase activity; RNA binding. Gene Ontology annotation, biological process: RNA catabolic process; maturation of 5.8S rRNA. Bases 244 to 3267 code for a protein of 1007 amino acids.
AUCGAUUUUAUUAGUGCACAAAUUACUAUAUCGAUGGUACAUGUGCUGUCAUUCUUUAAACACUGUGUUGACAUGUCUGUAUUUCUUCUAACCAAGUGGGAAAUAUCUCCGACCUGACUUUACAAGUCGGUGGCUGAUGUGGACGGGUUUUGCCACUGUACUCUGAUUUGAAAGAUACGACGUGAACGUCACAUUCAGGACACAACCUCGUGUUGCAUUGUGGGAACUUUCUCUCCGAUAAUCAUGGCAGACGCGUUUGGCGAAGGAUUAUUCAGCGUGUUUGACGAUGAACAGCAAAGUAACACAAGCAAAAGUAAAUCUGCCCCUGUGGCUCCGGAACUAGGGAAAGCUGCAGGUAAAAAUGGCACUGACAAGGAUGCUGGUCCACCUGCCCCGACCAAGAGGGAGGCAGACAGUGACGGUGGAGAGGAGGUGGUGUUUGGGAAGAAACCUCGGCAUGAGACAGUCACUACAAAUGACCUAAAUCUUGCAGAAUUUAUGCCCCAAGUGAAGGUGGAGCAAGUUGAGACCGUGGAAGGAUGCUCCCAUGAGGUCGCUCUUCCUGCUGGUGAUGAAUAUAAACCACUAAGACCUCGAGUGGGGAAAGCAGCCAAGGAGUACCCAUUUAUCCUCGACCCAUUCCAGCGUGAGGCCAUCUUAUGUAUUGACAACAACCAGUCUGUGCUUGUGUCUGCACAUACCUCUGCUGGCAAGACUGUUUGUGCUGAAUAUGCCAUCGCCCUGGCCCUCAGAGAGAAGCAGAGGGUGAUCUUCACCAGCCCCAUCAAGGCUCUCUCCAACCAGAAAUACAGAGAGAUGUACGAAGAGUUCCAGGAUGUGGGGCUGAUGACUGGGGAUGUCACCAUCAACCCCACUGCCUCCUGCCUUGUCAUGACUACUGAGAUCCUGAGGAGCAUGUUGUACCGAGGCUCAGAAAUCAUGAGAGAAGUGGCAUGGGUCAUCUUUGAUGAGAUCCACUACAUGAGAGAUGCAGAGCGUGGUGUGGUGUGGGAGGAGACCAUCAUCCUUCUUCCUGACAACGUGCAUUAUGUCUUCCUGUCAGCCACCAUCCCCAAUGCCAGACAGUUUGCUGAGUGGAUUUGUCACCUACAUAAACAGCCGUGCCAUGUAGUGUACACAGACUACCGUCCUACUCCACUGCAACACUACAUCUUUCCAGCAGGGGGCGAUGGACUCCACCUGGUGGUCGAUGAGAAUGGAGACUUCAGAGAGGACAACUUCAACACAGCUAUGCAGGUGCUGAGAGAUGCAGGGGAUUCUGGGAGCAGUGGAGGUGGCAAGUGGGAUCCAAGAGGACGCAAAGGAGGAACUAGGGGUCCAUCCAGUGUGUUUAAGAUAGUGAAGAUGAUCAUGGAGAGGAAUGAUGAGAAGCGUCUGGUGGAGGAGGUGUUCAGCAACGCAGUGGACUGUCUGUCAGACGAAGACAAGAAGCUCCCUCAGGUGGAGCAUGUGCUGCCACUGUUGAAGAGGGGGAUAGGCAUCCACCACGGAGGCCUGCUGCCCAUCCUGAAAGAAACCAUAGAAAUCCUUUUCUCUGAAGGCCUGCUCAAGGCCUUGUUUGCCACAGAAACAUUCGCCAUGGGCAUCAACAUGCCGGCUCGCACGGUGCUCUUCACCAGCGCACGCAAGUUUGAUGGCAAGAGUCACCGCUUUAUUACAUCAGGUGAGUACAUCCAGAUGUCUGGACGUGCCGGGAGGAGAGGAAUGGACGACAGGGGAAUUGUUAUUUUUAUGGUGGAUGAGAAGAUGAGUCCAGCUGUGGGCAAACAACUACUCAAGGGAUCAGCGGACCCCCUGAACAGCGCCUUCCACCUGACCUACAACAUGGUGCUCAAUCUGCUGCGUGUGGAGGAGAUCAACCCUGAGUACAUGCUGGAGAAGUCCUUCUACCAGUUCCAGCACUACAGAGCUUUGCCUGGUGUAGUGGAGAAAAUUAAAAAGCUAGAGGAGCAGUACCACGCCAUUGAGAUACCCAAUGAAGAGAGUGUUGGCACCUACUUUAAAAUCAGACAGCAGCUGGCCAAACUGGGUAAAGAGAUACAGGAGUUCAUCCAGAAACCCAAGUACUGCUUGCCCUUCUUGCAGCCUGGACGACUUGUUAAGGUGAAAAGCGACAACACUGACUUUGGCUGGGGAGUUGUGGUAAACUUUUGCAAGAAGACUAAUGUGAAGACCAGUACGGACUCAGAGCCGCUGUACGUGGUGGAGGUUUUGCUCCACUGUAGUAAGGACAGUGUGAAAGAUGCUGCGACUGAGGCGGCUAAACCUGCUACUCCAGGGGAGACUGGAGAGAUGCAGGUGGUCCCAGUGAUGCUGCAUCUCCUGACUGCCAUCAGCUCCGUUCGCCUCUACAUCCCCAAAGACCUGAGGCCCCUGGACAACAGACAGCUCAUGCUCAAGUCUAUACAGGAAGUGCAGAAACGUUUCCCAGAUGGCGUUCCUCUUCUCGACCCCAUAGACGACAUGGGCAUCAAGGACCCUGCACUGAAGAAAGUCAUUCAGAAAGUGGAGGCCUUUGAACACCGCAUGUACUCCCACCCCCUGCACAGCGACCCCAGUUUAGAAUCUGUUUAUUCUCUCUGUGAGAAGAAAGCUUUGAUUGCAGUAGAAGUUCGAACAGCCAAGCGAGAGCUGAAGAAAGCUCGGACCGUCCUACAGAUGGACAAGCUGAAGUGCAGGAAGAGAGUUCUGCGGCGCCUUGGCUUCGCCAGCCCCUCUGAUGUAAUUGAGAUGAAAGGGCGAGUUGCAUGUGAAAUUAGCAGCGCCGACGAGCUCCUGCUGACAGAGAUGAUAUUCAACGGCCUCUUCAACGAUCUGACGGUUGAACAAGCCACCGCCCUGCUGUCCUGCUUUGUCUUCCAGGAAAACGCCAGUGAGAUGCCCAAACUGACUGAGCAGCUAGCUGCACCCCUGAGACAAAUGCAGGAGUGUGCGAAGCGCAUAGCCAAGGUGUCUGCAGACGCCAAGCUGGAGGUGGACGAGGAGACCUAUUUGAACCAGUUCAAGCCCCACCUGAUGGACGUGGUCUACGCCUGGGCUAAUGGUGCCACGUUCGCUCAGAUCUGCAAGAUGACCGACGUCUUUGAAGGGAGCAUCAUCCGCUGCAUGCGCCGUCUGGAGGAGGUACUGAGACAAAUGUGCUCUGCCGCCAAGGCCAUAGGCAACACCGAGCUGGAGAACAAGUUUUCGGAAGCUAUAACGAAGAUCAAGAGAGACAUAGUCUUUGCUGCCAGUCUUUACCUAUGAUGCUGCUGGAGGAGAAGGCAUAUUAUUGAUCUUAUGAUUAACCCAUGGACGGAUGUUUGCUCUCAGUGGGGUUAAAUAUUAUGGCGCAUUUCCCAGAAGGUUAGUUGAGCUGAGUUUCAGAUCACUUUUCUGAUCAGACGUUAUCAUCUUCGAGCUCCUGUCGCAUUUUAUAAACAAAUGAGCCGAAUUUCUUUUACAUUGAGGUGAAUACAUUGAACAUUCAUGCUUUUAUUUAGUUUGUGCAGUAUGACAUUGAUAUCUGACUGAUAAAGGUAACAGGUCAUGCUUUAACUUUGACAAUACAAUUCAGUGUUUCAUAUGCAUUCGUGUUAAAAUGGCUUUUUCCUUUUGUUGUUGUUUUAGACACUUGUACAUAUGUAACUUUUUCAAUAAAAGUCUGUAGUAAUGUGUUCACAUACA